UCAGUUAGUAGAUGCCAGUUGCGUCAGCGUGUCUACGUAUGGCAGUGGUUCACAGCACACGCGAUGAUGAAUAAAAAAAAGAAUUAAAUUUGACAUUCAGUUAAAGGACAACAAUCACGGAAAAAUUCGCCUCUAAACGACCCUUGUAACGUAACUUAGAUGGUUUAGGUGAAAACGCGCAAUUAAUUUAUUUAGAGAACAGUUAAACGAUUUUGUUUUCUUCUCCCAUAGUUCGCGACUCGCGUGCUCGCUUUGUUGAAGUUUUCCAUUCCAGUGCGCGUGCUGUGAUCUGUCAGUUGUAGCGCUGUGUGUUUGGUUUUUAUUUCUUCUGCAUUUGUAUACUCCUCUCGUCAAUCUUAUAAAGUCUUAUAAAUCAAGUUUAUGAUUUUUUUUCUACUCUAUUCAGCAGUCACAGAAGAUCCUGCUUCAACAUGGGGAAAGUUUUCCUUGAGCAAGGCUGAAAAUAGGUCACCGGGAUAUUUUCUCUGCCUUUGUGGAUCUGGGAUCUAACUUCAUGCAUUGGUGCUUCUGGAUUUGACGGGUUUGCGAAUCCUUGAAACGUCUGCGCUCUUAGGAGGGGAUAUGGUGGUCAACACUGUCCACUGGUUUAGAAAGGGCUUACGCUUCCAUGACAACCCAGCACUGGGAGAAUCAAUAACUAAAGCAGACACCCUGAGAUGUGUUUACAUACUGGACCCAUGGUUUGCUGGAUGGAUCACCAAACGUGGGAAUCAGCAGGUGGAGGAAUGGAAAAUCACCCGACUGUCAUAUGAGGAUGACUCUGAACCCUUUGGGAAGGAUCGUGAUGCAGCUAUUAGGAAGCUGGCCACCAAGGCAGGGGUGGAAGUUUUCGUCAGGAUCUCACACACACACUUUAUGAUCUGGACAAAUGGUGGUUUGGUUGGACAGCUACACAAACUGUCACAAAGAGAAAGAGGGAGUAUUUUGAAACGACAUAUUGAAGACCAAACAUCAGGCAGUGCUUCAAAGAUUCAGAGGAAGGACAGUACCUAAAAAUCCACAUGUAUUAAGCUGCAUAUAUUUCCUGGCCCUUCGAGUAAUUGUAAACUAAGCCUAGCUCAUAACCUGGGUGACACGACACACCAUGUGUAGUUACAGCGUUUAAAUGUUUACAUGACUUGCAAACUGUACAUUUAUGAAGAAAGUGUCUUUUUCUCUUGAUGUUUCAUCAUGUAUUGCAUUUUUUUAUAUCAAGUGUAUGUAUUUAGCAUACGUUUUGGUGUCUGUUGGUGUGUAGGUGCUGUUUGUGCGAUGUUGUUGUCUAGCUUUUUGGCAAUAAGUGAAGCAUAAGAUCAUAAUAGUGAUCGACAGGACUUAUAAGCCUAAAUAUUUAAACUGAUCCCUUAUUGGGAUGAGAAAUUGGACAUGAUCAGGAAUUUAUUUUAUUAAUUCAAAUGUUAAUUUUCUGUUUUAUAAACAGAGACCGUAAAUAAAAAAUCUAUAUCAGGGGUCUCCAACAUUUUUGUGAGCAAGUGCUACCUCAAUGGAUAAAACAAUCUGGAGGGCUACUCUUUUGAUAGUCUACUCAAAGCUUUUUUGUUUUACUUGUUGAUUUUAUUUCAUUUCACUUGUUAAUAUGUUUUAUCAUUGCUUAAAAUGUUAACAUGCAUAAAAGAAGCCAAGCUAAUCUAAAAAUAUGUAAUAAAUACAUUUUAAAAUUGAGGCUAUUAAUGGAAUGUGCUUUGGCGGGCAACUCACAGACUCUGUGCCACCAUGGUGGAGACCACUGAUCUAUGUAAUAAAAUCUCUAAAUUUACAGAUUUCAUUGCUUUUUUAAUGAAGUAAAUCUAUCAUUAUGGCACGUGACUUAUAAGCACAAAUGGAUUUGUUUGAACUGUUACAAAAAAAUCCAAGACUUACUGUAUAUAAGUGUCUACUGUAAGUAACCCACUCUGCAAACUAUUGUAUAUAACUUUAUUUUGCUUAUUUGCAGACUUGUAAGCUGUUAUAUUUUUAAUAUGAGUAACACAGUAUGUUUGAAUUAUUGCCAUGUGUUCUUUAUAAAUCAUCAUUAAUAAAACUUGAUAGACCUAUUAAUAAUUUGCAGCAAAAUUAUUUGGGUUCUUGAAUCCACAUGUAGUAUGUAAAAUCCUAUAGACAUGUCAUUUGGUCAUGUAGACCAGUGGGUUGGGCAAAAACUUGGCUUUUGUGGUGAAUAACGCAAAAACCUGUUAGGCCAUUGAAUAAUUAACAAUGGCAAUGGUAUUGAUAUGUAAUCAUAAGCUAUUGGUGGGUUCUGGAAUAAAAAAGUUUGGGA
Messenger RNA from Misgurnus anguillicaudatus (oriental weatherfish), 2278 nucleotides. The record is from RefSeq and is a predicted model, not a curated record. NCBI's taxonomy places the organism in Eukaryota, Metazoa, Chordata, Actinopteri, Cypriniformes, Cobitidae.